CCUCAGCCUUUAAGUCUCAUGUGAAAUUUGCAUUUUCUGAUUCUUGCUACAUUUUAUAGGCAACAGGCUGUUGGGUUUAGUGUUUAACCUUAAAUUUCAUUAAUUACAGGAAAAUCUGUUAUAACGCAGUAUUUUUUUCUACUGCAUAUUAAAUCAUAUCCUCCAGAAUAUAACUACUUAUAGAGGCUUGCAUGUUACACAACAAUGUGAAUGUACUUAAUGCUACUGAGUUGUUCAUUUAAUAAUGGUUAAGAUAAUAAAUUUAUGUUAUGUACAUUUUACCACAAUUAAAAAAAGCCUUAUUGUAGACCUGUUCACCAAUACUCAUGGAAUCAAGGCAGUCCUUGGCAUGUCAGCGUUGUAUUAUGAUUUUACUUUAAUCAUAAUGUUGGUUGCCCCCGGCCCAGUUAUCUGCCCCUGUAGACUUACUGAAUAGCUCGUAAGAGAUUGAACUGUGGCAAAACAAAACAUAACACUGUAAAACCAAGUUCUGGCCAGGGACCGUUGACAAAUUCAGACCAAUGUGACAGUGCGCAAGAAUUUUCAAAGUAAUCAAGCACUUAAUUUUAACUUAAAAAAUGUUUGCUUCCCAUGAUGCAUUUAAUUUAUAAUUAUGUAAUUAGUUUAAGAAUUAAGAUUUGAAAUAGCUGGGAGGAUAAAGGAAAGGAUAAUUUCUGACAGCUUAAUAUUAAGCAGAAAUUACACUCUGGAAGUGCAUUUUUAAAAUGGGUAAAAAUGAGAUGAGACAGAGCUAAAACUGCUGGGCAGCAUCUAGUUCCCGCUCCCUUCUGUAAAGGACAGUACACCAUCUGCACUCUCUUACCGCACAGCUGUAUCCUGGUGGGAAGGCCAGCAUCUGUUCAGAAUGGACCAUUAGGGCGGGCAAGGGUUAAACAACAUUCUCCGGGAUUAUGUACCAUGCUCAGAGGCUUGGCCUGAGUCAUGCACACUGAAACUUGAGUGCUGUCACACCCUUUCUCUGCAGAGGAGGGGGCACGCUUCCUGCCUGCAGAGCACAGGAGAGCACGCGUCUACAGAGAGAACAAGGCUUCCAUUUGCUGUUAACACAUGGAACUGAGGUGAAACGUGUUCCCCGAUCAUACACAUUUGAUGACGUCUGGGAAACGGGACUGAGGACAUCAAGAUGAAGGCUGUCAUCCUGGCAGCUGCUGGACUGAUGCUUCUGUCACCCACUCUUUGUCAAAGUGGCAUGGAAAAUGAUGCAGACAACUUGGCAGUGCCAACCUUACCUAUUAAAACCUACCAUGGAGCUCCCUCAAAUUCUUUUGAAGAGUUUCCCCUUUCUGCUAUAGAAGGCUGGACAGGAACCACCCCAACUAUUAAAAUUAAGUGCCCUGAAGAAAGUGUUUCAAAGCUCCACGUGAAUAAUGCUACCAUGGGGUACCUGAGCAGCUCCUUAAGUACCAAACUGAUACCUGCCAUCUACAUCCUGGUGUUUGUAGUAGGUGCGCCAGCCAAUGCGGUGACCCUGUGGAUGCUCUUCUUCAGGACCAGGUCCAUCUCUAUGACCAUCUUCUACACCAACCUGGCCAUUGCAGAUUUUCUUUUUUGUGUCACGCUGCCCUUUAAGAUAGCCUACCACCUCAAUGGAAACAACUGGGUAUUUGGAGAGGUCAUGUGCCGGGCCACCACAGUCAUCUUCUACGGCAACAUGUAUUGCUCCAUUCUGCUCCUUGCCUGCAUCAGCAUCAGCCGCUACCUAGCCAUUGUCCAUCCUUUCACUUACCGGGGACUGCCCAGGCGCACCUAUGCCUUGUUAAUGUGUGCACUGGUGUGGGCAAUAGUUUUCUUAUACAUGCUGCCAUUUCUCAUCCUAAAGCAGGAGUACUAUCUUGUCCACCCAGGUAUCACCACCUGCCAUGAUGUCCAUAACACAUGCAAAUCCUCAGCUCCCUUCCAACUCUAUUACUUCAUCUCCUUGGCAUUCUUUGGAUUCUUAAUUCCAUUUGUGGUCAUUAUCUAUUGCUACACAGCCAUCAUUCGGACGCUUAAUGCGUACGAUCAUAGAUGGCUGUGGUAUGUUAAGACGAGUCUCCUCAUUCUUAUGAUUUUUACCAUUUGCUUUGCUCCAAGCAAUAUUAUCCUUAUUAUUCACCACACUAACUACUACUACAACAACAUCGAUGGCUUAUACUUUAUCUAUCUCAUAGCCUUGUGCCUCGGUAGCUUGAACAGUUGCCUAGAUCCAUUCCUUUAUUUUCUCAUGUCAAAAAUCACAGAUCACUCCACUGUUUACCUUACAAUGGUGAAAUCAUCUUAGAGAACAAGGAAAGCUAUCUGCAAAAACAUACAUUCUUGGGAUAACAUGUGCAUAAGUGCAAGGAGCUCUAUUUUCUAGCUCCAUCUGUGAGCACCUAAGAAACAGUGGUUCAAAAUAAACCAUUACGAAAGCACUAGUUUUUUUUUUUACACACUUUAUCAGUAUUUUAAGAACGUCAAUGCAGAUGAAAGAUAUCACCACUUUCUUUAUGGCAACUGACACAUUUGCCAGACUGGUACUUCAAGCUCCUCUCCUUCUCUGAGGCUUAUACUCUUGAUGAUUUAGAGGAGGAGGGUGGGUCAAGGGACAAAGGCACAGCCUAGGGAGAAGCUAAGAUCUCAGUUCUUAGUAUCUGGCAUCAUUUUUGAUUCUUCUGCUUCCUUCAGCUCUCAUGCUGGUGGCUGCCUCAUCAGCUGAUGCUACCUCUCUCAGUCUCUCACUAGGGUCGUUAUCCUAACCCCAGCUUUGCCUUCUAACCAUUCUGUUCACUGCCAGCCUGUCGUCCAUUUCACCAGCCACUGUCAGAUUAAUCUUCCUCAAGUAUCACUUUGGAUACACCAUUCAAAACUCCCAGUUCAAAAACCUCCAUCAACUCUCCACUGCUUUGGAAUAAAUUAUAAAUCUUUAGCUUGGCAUUCAGAGUUGACUUUUUAACUUUACUUCCCAAUAAAUCUUGCCUGUGAUACAGGCGCUAGCGAAGCUUCUUGCUUUGCCCUGAUCUCAAUUUCUCCUCUCUUUGCCCCUGCCUAUAACUGGAAACCUAUUUCUAACAUGUUUGCCUUAACUCUUUCCAUCUCUUGAAGUCCUCAAAGGACCAUUCUUCCCUGAUUCUCAAGCUAGAAAUUCAUUUAUCUCAUCUGAACUUUCAAAGCACUUUCUUGUUUUUUUAUCAUGGCACUUAUAUGCAGUUCAUUUAUAUACAAAUAUUAAUUCCAUAAACACUUAUUAAGUACCACGUAUGAUAGAGAAAGGACUUGUCCUCUUCCUUCUUAGAGCUUCUUGUAGCAACCUUAGGCCCACGUUUUCCCAGGGUCUGUGGGGCCCAGCUCCACGCGUUGUACAUCAUGUGGUGGAAUGAAUGAAAGAGUAAAAUCCCAAAGCAUCUAAACAGCAUGAAAGCCCAUCAAAUUCACACCGAGAAGGCAAGGUAUUCUGUAUGUCAUGGGACAACAUCAUUUUUGGUUGGCCAUGUUAAAAAAAAACAAAAAAGGAAGCUAAGAAUAUACUCAUGAGGUCACUUAGAAGUUUAAAAUAUCACCUCUAUUAUUUGUCUUCUUUAUGCCCAAUUUUUAAUAGGGAAACAAUAUUUUGUUAUAAACACCCAGUAUAUUCCUGUAGGUAAAUGACUCCAUUUCCUUUAGUAUAUGGAUUAGAUAAGAGGUGGGGAUUAGUGGCUAAGGGCAUGAAGGAUUGCUGAGAUGAAUUUUCUAGUCUGUAGGAACAUGCAUUGACCACAUACUUUGUAAUAACCAAGAAAACAAUAAAAAAAACAUUUUAAAAGCAUA
This is a messenger RNA of Equus caballus (horse), 3786 nucleotides long. RefSeq names its product coagulation factor II thrombin receptor like 2 (gene F2RL2). Gene Ontology annotation, cellular component: plasma membrane. NCBI's taxonomy places the organism in Eukaryota, Metazoa, Chordata, Mammalia, Perissodactyla, Equidae. The record is from RefSeq and is a predicted model, not a curated record. Gene Ontology annotation, biological process: blood coagulation; phospholipase C-activating G protein-coupled receptor signaling pathway; positive regulation of Rho protein signal transduction. Gene Ontology annotation, molecular function: thrombin-activated receptor activity.